This is a messenger RNA of Panicum hallii, 2002 nucleotides long. Its product is annotated as BTB/POZ and MATH domain-containing protein 3-like. Gene Ontology annotation, molecular function: protein binding. The transcript has 3 exons. NCBI's taxonomy places the organism in Eukaryota, Viridiplantae, Streptophyta, Magnoliopsida, Poales, Poaceae. The coding region runs from base 837 to 1544 and encodes 235 amino acids. The record is from RefSeq and is a predicted model, not a curated record. Gene Ontology annotation, biological process: protein ubiquitination.
UAGCGUUCUUGAAACCCGGCAGCAAGUUAACCGCAUGCAAAAUAAUGGUCGUAGUUCAAUAUAUCAGUUUGAGUAAAAAGGAAACACGAGAUGCACAGAGGUUCAGAAUCAGCAUUUCACCGAGAAAGCUCGAUUGCUCAAAAAGGUUUCAGAGGAAGACAAGUUCUGUUAUGAAAUUUGCAUGGAACUUGGCCCGAACUUCUUACUGAACAAAAUUCCUCAUUCAACUUUCAUACGAAACUUGGUCCGAAAAUCACAACAGAAAACAGGUCUAAACAUUCAACAGAGAAUGAUCUGAACUGGAAUCAAACAACAGCUCUGUUUGCAACAGCUGUGUCUCUAACAUGACAAUCCCCAUCAUCUCAGCACUAAUAUAUGAAAGAACAACAGCUCUAUUUGCAGCAGCUAGCUCACAGGGGGAGUUCAGGGUGCGCCCAGCGCUCAGUAGCGAACACACAGUACGGGAGGCCGCUGGAUGCCGGGUUCAUUUGUUUCCUUUCCGAUUUCUGGCCUCGCCCGCUGUUUCCAGUGGACUGUGCCUGCGAACUCAAUGCCAAUGCAAGUUCCUGGAACAUACCUGCUUAGCAUGGACGCCCGUGAGUACGUUGCUCUUUUUGAAGGAAAGCAUGUGCAGCUCAUGUGGAACAUCACAACCAGCCAACCGACUUUGUGGAAAAUCACACCGGCGCAUUCAAAAGCUAGAUUCUUUUUAUAAAAAAAGAAAGGACAAUCCCACCCACACCACGAAUCACUUCUUCAGCUAAUCCAUCCACCGGUCACUUCUUCCCUCUCGGAGCGCGCGCGCACCAAUCCAUCGGUCACCCGCCUGCACGCCCAUGGCCAGCGCGGGUGCGGCAGCGGUGACGACGUCGGCGAGCGAGGUAUCGGUGAGCUCGCACCUGUUCACGGUGAGGGGCUACGGCAACACCAAGGGCAUCGGCGUCGGCGUCUCCAUCGAGUCGCCCGCGUUCGACGCCGCGGGGCACCGCUGGUCCGUCGUGUUCUACCCGGACGGCGAGAGCCAGGACGCCAGCGGGCAAAUCUCCGUCUUCGUCAGGCUCGUCAGCGAGGCCAGCGACGACGUCACCGUCCUCUACGGCUUCAGCCUCGUCGACCCGACCGGCGCCGCGCCUGCCGAGGAAGCCUCGAAGGCCCCAAAGGUCUCCACGUUCAGUUGUGGCGAGGCCAGAGGGGUCGGCUGUUUCAUGGAGCAGGAAACGUUCGAGGCUUCGCCGUACCUGCAGGACAAUUGCUUCACGAUCAAGUGUGUCAUCGGAGCCGUCAAGGGACCCGUUGGGCGCCCGCGCGGUGGCGCACGCCGGCGGCCGCUAGCUGGGCCAGCGUGGACCGCUGUCCCUUCACCUCCCCUUUCACCUCCCCGCUGCCGCCCGCUCGUCUUCUCCUCUCUCCCCAUUCAAACACGCCCGUUCUCCUCCCCCGGCCAAACCCUAACGCCUCCCGCCGCCGCUUCCUCUUCCACUCGCCCGCCGGCCGCCGCAUCCCAUCGCCGUCGUGACCGAGACGCCGGAGGACGCACCCGUUGAGCCCACCGAGACCUUUGAGACCGAGCCGGGAGCCGAAUUUGUUGUGGAACAAGAAGAAAACCAAGGCAAGCAGCUAAGCAUGAUCCCUUGCCCCUUUUUAACUUGACUGGACUUAGUUAUCUCAAUGGGUGAACCGGAAGUGGUGUUUGGCCAUUUGUACCCCGCCGAAUCCGGCGUGGGCGAGGAGUAGACCAAUACGGUUAAUGGUGUCCUUGAGCAAGACGCCAUUAUUAUUUAUCGUUAUAUUUUCCGCUGCGUAUCGUAUUUUUAUGAUAAACGUUAAACUCUAUAGUUUUUACCCCUUUCUAAUGUUAUUGUGAGCCCGAGGCUUGUAUCCCUUAUUUGAAUCUUUAAAUUUCAGAUUUAGAACCUUUUCCUAUAUUAACGUUGUAAUGGUUAGUUGCUUAACUUUAUAUUAAAACUUGCUCUUUAUGGAUCAUUGGUGAUGUAUGAGCUCA